AUGCCGAAAGCAGGAGAAGAGGAGGAAAAAACGUCCAUCGUCGUGCAAAGUUCGACUACACCUUCAAUACGCCCACCAUCAGAAUUGACAUGGUCAGGUAAUAUGUCAGAAAAUUGGUCGUUUUUCAAACAAAAAUUUAAAAUCUACAUGGUUGCUAGCAAAAGUGAAAAAGAGACUAGUGAUUAUCAAAUCGCUCUCUUACUGUCAGUCAUUGGUGAUCGUGCUCUGAAAAUCUACAACAAUUUUCAGUAUUCAACAGGAGAAGACAAGCACAAGUUAGAGACUGUAAUAUCUAAGUUUGAUAAUUAUUUUAUACCCACUAAAAAUGUAACUUAUGAACGUCAUAUUUUCUUUUUGCGUGAGCAAAACCUUGAUGAAAAUAUAGACUCUUUUGUAACUGAUCUUAGGGAUUUGUCUAGCUCAUGUGAGUUUGGUCAGUUAACAGACAGUUUAAUCAAAGACAAACUCAUUUUGGGUAUUAGAAAUAGAACAUUGAAAGACCGACUUUUGCAAACUAAAGACCUAGAUUUAAAUAAAGCUUUGGAAAUAUGUAGGGCUUCAGAAACUGCUAGCAAACAAUUAGGAGAUAUUUGCUCAGACACUAGAUCGGCAAGUAUAGACGUGCACAAAAUUGCAAGCAAGGAUUGCAAGAAAGGGCAACAUGUGACGUCACGAUCAAACAGCUUCAUACGCAAUCGUAGCAGACCGACUUCAGCAGAACGGCUGCACUCGCAGACGACGCAGACUCAUCUAAAAAAGGGCUUCAUCAACAACAACAAACAGAAGUUUCAGUUUGUGUGUUCCCGUUGUGGUUACAAUCAUGCUUAUGGUAAAUGCCCUGCAUUCGGUAAGAAAUGUGCAAAGUGUGGUGUUUUGAAUCAUUUUGCUACUAAAUGCAAAAAUAAGAAUGUAAAUAUGUGUAAUGUUAUUAAUGAUUCCAGUGAAGAUGAUGAUAAUUUGUUUGUAGGGGAGAUACAUGUUGUCUCAAACAAAAAUAAAUAUGGGACCGUGCAUAGUGAUUCCGAGGGGAAUCAGAAAUGAAAUGCUCAAAAGGUUACAUUAUCCACAUCUAGGGGUAACCAAAACUCAGCUCAGGGCAAAAAAUGUAAUGUAUUGGCCGCAAAUGAACUCCCAAAUCUCAGAUGUUAUAUCAAAGUGUGAAACAUGUAUUUUGAAUGCAAACAGCAAUGUAAAGGAACCUCUGAUGCCACACAAGGUACCAAAGCUACCUUGGGACAAGGUAGGCAUUGAUAUUUUCUUUUUUGAAGAUAAAAAGUUUUUACUAGUUGUCGAUUAUCUUUCUAAAUAUGUUGAAGUUGUGAUCUUGCAAAAUAUGACUAGUGUUUAUGUUGUAAAUAGUUUGAAAUCUGUAUUUAGCAGACAUGGUAUUCCUAGAGUUGUGAUUUCUGGUUUUGAUACUAGUUUUAACAGUAGUGAGUUUGAUAAUUUCUCAAAGUGUUGGGAAUUCAAACAUGUACGCACAAGUCCUCAUUAUUCGCAAUCAAAUGGGAUGGUAGAAAGAGCUGUUCAAAGUGUUAAAAAUCUGAUCAAAAAGUCUGUGCUAGAAAAAACUGAUUUGUAUUUGGCUCUCUUAGAAUUAAGAAAUACGCCAAUCAGUUGUAAUCUGCCUUCUCCAGCAGAAAUUCUUUUCAGUAGGAAACUUAAUGGUAUUUUGCCAUGUCAAGAAAAAAUGCUUAGGCCUAGAGUACAGAAAAAUGUUAGAAAAAACUUAAUUUUAAGACAGGACUCUCAAAAAAGGUAUUAUGAUAGAGGUGCAAAGCCCUUAAGGCCUUUGCAGGUAAAUGAACAUGCCUUGAUGAAAUACAAAAACAAAUGGGUAAAAGGUCAAAUUGUUGGAAAGAGAGAUGAGCCUAGGUCUUAUAUUGUACAAAGUGAACGUUCAGACAAGACUUAUGUUAGAAACAGACGGGAUCUCCGUCCAUUCAAUGUAUCAUGUAAGCCUUAUUUUGUCAGUAGUAAUGAUGUACCUGGUAUUAACCCGA
This is a messenger RNA of Macrosteles quadrilineatus (aster leafhopper), 2003 nucleotides long. RefSeq lists its product as uncharacterized. The coding region runs from base 1 to 1041 and encodes 346 amino acids. The record is from RefSeq and is a predicted model, not a curated record. The transcript is spliced from 2 exons. Lineage: Eukaryota; Metazoa; Arthropoda; Insecta; Hemiptera; Cicadellidae.